AGUUAAAAGCCGAAAGUUCCGACCACCAUCUUGAAUUUUGUAAUCGUAAAUUUUAUUUCGAAAUACGAAUAAAUUUGCAGAAUCAGGAUGGGAAACAUUCACACCGUAGGCCCAAAUGAAGCCCUUGUUAUAUCAGGUGGCUGCUGUGGGGAUGGACGUAAAUUUAUUGUCGGAGGCUGGGGAUGGGCCUGGUGGUGUGUGACAGACACUCAGAGCAUAUCUCUGGAGGUUAUGACUUUGAACCCUCAGUGUGAGAGUGUGGAAACAUCAGAGGGUGUACCAGUGACUGUUACUGGCGUGGCUCAGUGCAAGAUCAUGAGACAACCUGACAUUUUGAAGACAGCUUGUGAACAGUUCCUUGGUAAAUCUGUAGAUCACAUACAGAGAGUCAUCCUACAGACACUGGAAGGUCAUCUUAGAGCUAUCUUAGGUACAUUGAGCGUGGAAGCUAUAUAUCAGGAUCGUGACCAGUUUGCUCAGCUCGUGAGAGAAGUUGCCUCCCCUGACGUGGGUAAGAUGGGUAUCGAAAUCCUCAGUUUCACCAUCAAAGAUAUUUACGACAAUGUGGAAUACCUCUCAUCUCUUGGUAGGGCUCAGACAGCCAACGUGAAACGUGACGCUGAUAUUGGUGUCGCUGAAGCAAACAGAGAUGCUGGUAUUAGGGAAGCUGAGUGUGAGAAAUUGCGUCUUGAUGCAAAAUAUAUGGCAGACACAAAGAUUGCCGACUCUAAAAGACAGUUUGAGAUGCAGAAAGCUGCCUUUGAUAUGGAAGUCAAUGCAAGAAGAGCAGAAUCACGGCUAGCAUAUGAGCUGCAGAGUGCGAAGGAACGACAGAAGAUACGAGCAGAAGAGAUCGAGAUUGAUGUUGUAGAACGUAAGAAGUUGAUCGACAUUGAAGAGAAGGAAAUUCUCAGGAAAGAGAAGGAACUUAUCUCCACAGUGAAACGUCCAGCUGAAGCUCAGGCUUACAAGGUCGAGACUAUUGCCGAAGGUCAAAGAACGCAGACAGUGGAGGUUGCCAGAGCUGAGGCUGAAAAGAUUCGGUUGAUCGGAGGUGCUGAGGCCACAUCUAUCGAGGCUGUCGGCAAAGCUGAGGCUGAAAGAAUGAGACUGAAAGCCUCAGCCUACAAGCAAUACGGAGACGCUGCUAUGCUCAGUUUGGUCCUUGAAACAUUACCCAAGAUUGCUGCUGAAGUUUCGGCUCCUCUGUCACGCACAGAUGAGAUUGUCCUGAUCGGAGAUGAUAGAACAACUUCAGAAGUCAGCAGGCUUAUCAGCCAGUUACCCCCAGCAGUCCAGGCUCUUACUGGGGUAGACCUCUCCAAGGUGUUGACAAAGGUACCCGGAGCCACUUCCUCGUAGACAAGUUAAUGUCAAGGUCACACAGUCACCUUGAAAACAGUUUUUGAAGAAACAGCAAUCAGGGUCACUUGGUGAACUUCGACCUUCAGAUAUUUCUCAUAUGUUAACAUAGACUCAAAAAUCACAGACCUACAAAUCUUUUAAGUGCAGAAGAUAGUGGGAACAAGCAUGUCGCCCAUUGAUUGCAUCAUUAGCCAUCUUGACCUCCCUAAUGUAGUGAAAUAGAAUAUUCCAGCAUGAUGUGACAAGAUUAAAACCAUUUAGGAUUUAGGGGAAAAACAACUAACCUGAACACCCUAAUUUUAUAUAAUGAAAUAGGUCCACUACAUAGUUAUAUCAAGAGAAUUUGGGAAAAACCAUUAUCGAAAUACAGGGGUAAAAAGUUAAAAUGUGAGAAAUAGCUCAACUGAAAUCAGGUGUUGUGUGUUUAUAUAAAUAGAGUAUACUUCAUUAUUAUUGAUUAUCAAAGCAUGAGAUUUUUACAAUAUGAAUAAACGUUUUUUUUAUACCUUACAUAUAUACUAUCAUGUACACGUGUUGUCUUACACAUUUUACUGUCCAACUAUGCUCAUAUAUUUACUUGUACAUAAAUAUUGUACACAUAUGUCAACCAUAGAGACAUGAACUGUUGUAAUAUGUCAAAAAUAAUUUUAAAUUCCCUUUAUUAGAAAGGAUUCUUUUUUUAUAGUGUAUCGAUAUUUAUGAGUAAUUUUGACAUUUAUUUUGCAAUUUUGUUACUAAUUAUAGCCCAGAUAGCUUCUUUGGUUCCAUGAUUUUUUCCCAUUAUUCUGGGUCUUUUUUUUUGUUUAUUGAAUAAAUUUUGUAAAGGAUUUGUUUUAUAAAGAGUACCAACUUUUGUAAGAAAGAAAAAAAUGUGUAAGUUGUGAUGUAUUUAUAAGCAUUAUAUCAUAUAUAGACAUUUAUCCAAAAACACUUUACUAAUAGUAUUAUAAUUGUUAAUCUGUCCAAAUAAAAAUUUGAAGCAGCAUGAUAGAGUAUCCGUAAUGGUCCCAAAAAUUUAAAACUGUUAGUGAGAAGAAAAGGCCAUACCUUUGAUUUUAGGUUUGCACUUUUUAUGCUGUAGGAAUAGAAUAUCCAUGUAGAUUGACUCACGCAUAAUGAAAUUGAAAUUAUUUUUAUUACACAGUGUUCCUUGACAUGUCUUUUUCUUGAAAUACCUCAUUUCCGCUGUUAGUCAAUGCAAUUAUUUCAUAGAUGUUUUUAGUGUAAAUAGAAUUCUUUGUUCUUAUACUAGGCUGGGUAUAAGAAACAGGUUAUGAUGGUUAUGAUUAUAGUACAAUGUUUUAUAUAAUAUACACUCUCUAAUCAGUAACUUUAUCAACAUUAUAGUCAGACCUUGAUAGUUGACCUUUGACCCUAUAUACCAAUUUGUUGACGUCAGCUAUUUUCUUUUUGAUUUUCUGACAGUAAAGCUUUUUAGCCCUUUUUUCUUGGAGUGAAGACCUUUAGACACAGGCUACUUAAAGGGUAUUUAGUUUCAUCUUAUUUUAUAUGGUCUUUUUAAGGUUCAUUCUGACUGUGUAUUUUUAUACAUGAAAUUAUAUAUUUAAACUGUCACCCAAACAAAGUUGAUACUCCACUCUUUUUUUUUCUCCACUCUUUUUUUUUCUGCAAGUAAAAAACCCUGCAAUAAGUCUAGUAUCAUUAUUUUUGUCUUCAAAGUGAGUAAAGAUGUGGUUUUAUAAAAUUUGUUGACUUUGUAUUUGGUUAAAAACUUGUUUUUAUUUGAUACAAAUCACCUUUUUUCUUGUACACAUAAUUAAAAAAACAAUUGUAUAUGUAAUAUUAAAAUUGAACAAGAUUGAUCAUGUAAAAAUGGCAGCAAGUGUUAUUUAUACUGUUGUGUUCUUUAAUAUGAUUUUCAUUCUUUUUUAUUUACACAAAUCUUUCAUGACUUGUGUUGUUUUUGCUUUUUAUCAUGUUAUGCUUAAUUUGCUUUGUAACUACGGUACAACUUCUUAAGAGCUUCACCCUUUUUAGGGUCGACAAAGCUCUCUGAGCUUUUGUUUAGAGGUUUUUUGCUCUAAAGAGGUUAAAUUUGUUUUUAAAGUCUUCCUUUUGGGAAGAAUUGAAACUAUUGUUAUAAAGAGGUGAUUGCUAUACAGAGGUAAUAGCCCUCCAGAUGGCUGCUAUGCAGAUGUUACACUGUACUUUGUACAUACAUAGCACCAUUGGGCAAAUAAGUACAGAUACAAUGUUUGACUGUUAUUUUUGAAUGUUUUAUGUAUAAAGUAUUAACAUAAAAGAAAAUUUGUUAGCUGUUCAAUAAAGUAACUAACUUAAAAUUUUAACAUGAAUUCUUGGGGGAUCUAAACAUAGAAAGCUUUUUAGCAUAUUAACAGAACAGACUGCCUGGAGAAUCAAGCUGGCUUGGCCUACAUGUUCUUCUAUUAUAUACCUUUGCAAGGUCAGUUAAACAAUUGUUUCCAGCACUUUUUAAGGUUUUUUUGUUUGUUAUUUUUCCUCUUGUGACAACUUUACCAAAAGGUAAGGCCUUGAAACUGCAUUUAUGUUUUGCUAAAUUGUUGAUUAAAUAAUGGACAAAUGUUUUUAUAAUGAAAGGGUGCAUUUGAUGUGUAACUAGUGUCUUUUCUUUACAUUCUUUACGUACUUUAUGUUUGUUAAGCACUGUGGAAUCAUAACUUUUGUGGGCAUGAACUUUUAUAGCUGCGACCAAAAUGUAGUGUUUAUGAAUAAAUGAAUUUACCAACUUUGGAAUUUGUAUACUCAAAUAAGCGCAGUUAGAAACAUUUUCUUUGUAUAUUUACAUUUUAUGCAUUUAAAAAUAAGUGAAUCUUUUGGGCAUAUUGAAAAGAACUUUUGCAUAGAAACAGUAAAAUUUUAAAAUGACAGAAAAAGAAGAAAUGCCCACAAAGUGUGAGAUGGUUUUGGAGUAUUUAAGAACAUGUUGUAGUUAGUAAUUUAGUUAGUUUGAUACACUGACAAUCCUGAACCUCUAGAUAAUGCGUGCAUUUUCUAAAAAUACUUUCACAAUUUAUAUUAUUUAUCCAUAGUAUAAUCUGAGAAAACUUAAUUAUGUAUGGUACACAAUUAUAAAGUUAUGAGACUAAGAAACAAAGCUUGUUGUCAAACUUUAUACCUUUUAAAAAAAAAUCAUCUUGAGUACUGAAUUGAUUUUAACACAUGUUGAUCUGUGUGCACAAAAAGUUACCAGGAUGUACUUUCAAAACGCUGCAGUGUGAACGUCUUUUAAGAAUCAAACUUCGUAAAACCAAAUUGCUUGGGUAUAUACUUUUCCUUAUUGUGUUUUAUCAUUUUUAAACUAUUUCCAGCAUUAAAGUCUGUUUCAAAGUUUAUUUGUCAUUGUUUUCUUAAAUUGCUUAAGUGUAGUAUAUAGUUCCAUAUUCACUGAUUUAAACAUGCCUCGUGCACCUUGAACUGUUUCUUUGCACAUUUUCAGGAUUCACUAUCAAAAUUAGUUACCUCAAUCAGAUUGCAGCUUAGUUUAGGAAAAUUUAUUUAGAUCAAACAGUAAAUAUUUAUUUAAGACAUUAAGUGAACACUACUGCUGUUUUGUGCCUUAAAACAUAGACAACAUAGGAACAAAAAUACUCCCAAUUUUUAUUCUACAACAUUUAUCUAUUCUUAGUUGUCCAAAUUUUUCUCUUGUUAUUGUCUAGAAGAAGAAAAAUCAUUUUUAAUUAUUUCUGAUUUUUUUCCAGAGAGUAUUUCUUUGUCUUAUAAAACAUUGAUUACAAAUAGUUUAAAUAUAACAUCUACAUAUAUUUGAUUUUAAAUUUAUUUUAAACAGUGCAAAUGUUUUAUUUUUAAUUAUCAUCAAAAAGCAGUAUAUUUUUCUUUACCUUUUCCGUUUCUAUUUUGGUAAUUCCUACAUUGUUGUAUGGUAAACAGAUGUAGACAUGUUCAUAGCCUGUUUUAUUGAUGUAAAAAUAUGAUUUUUUGUGUAUUUUUACCCAGUAAAGCAUCAUUAGUAUCUAUCUUCAAAGGGAAGCAACUUAUGUAAUUAUUAAGAUUUUGUUAAACCGUAGUUACCUAACCUUUUGUGUCAAAAGUCAAAUGCUUCUUAAAUGUUUUUGUGCCUUCUUUCAGAAAAAGUUCAUGUCACAUGGAAUUUAAUUUUUACUUCCAAAAAACAUCUCUUUUAAUGUUUCUGUGGUCCACAUUAAUGCUGUUUAUAUAAUUAAACAUCAAAAGAUAAAUGUUCUUCUUCUUUUUUAUAAAAGAAAAUUUAAUAUAUUUCAUUGUGUACAUGUAUCUUGUCUUACUGUAUCAUAAUUGUUUUUUUUACCUGUAUUUUUAUUUAUAUAUUUUAACAGCUGUGGCAGUUAGCAAAGAAAAUGUAGUAUGUAAGAUAAUUAUUUGAGAGCGGUUAUUUUAGUACAAUGUAUUAUAAAGAUGUGGUAGUGGAAAUAGUAACUAAUAGAUGAAUUAGUAAGUUAAUGAAGAUUGAAUUUGUUAUACAAAGUUGGAGAUAAAAGGUGUUUUUUCCAUAACCAAAGUUAAGAGAAAGAAAAGCAACAACGUUAUUGUAAUGAUAAUAUAGAAAGAAUUACACACAAUCAAAUGUUAUUGCAAUAUAAUUAAAGAAACAAAUACAUUCAAAAGUAUUUAAAGAAUGUUAUUGCAAUAAACGUUACAUAAUGAUGUUGUAUCAAUCAAAAUUUUAUUGCAAAAAAGAAUAGAAAGUAAUAAUCAAAAUUCAUUUGAAUUUUAUCAAGUUAAUUAAGAAACAUGUUCAAAAUGUUGAAAAUUAGUUAAAAUUGAUACUCUAUUCCAAUUAAAGUUCAGAUAAAUAUUAAUUAUUUAAAUGGAAUUGCAAUAAGUAAAGAAAUAGAUAUACUAUGUUUAAAUUGAGAAUAUGCUUAUAAAAUAAUGUUAGAUUUUUUUUUGCUUUAUAAAAUACCAGCACCUGCGUUUUUGUCCAUGUUAAAAAGUCCCUUUUUGUUCACAAGUUGACAGAUUACAGAUUACUUUGUCAUAACAAUUUAUAUUAACUGCAUUCAGUAGAGUAAGUAAAGCAUUAUGAUUCUGUUGAAAAAGUUUUGAAGUGAUGCUGUUUAUUUAUUUAUUGCAUUUUGUUUGGUUACUUUCGCGGAAGUGAAUAUUCAUUGUAAAAUAUUCUUUGUAAACAAUAGAUAAUAAAACUUUAAAACUGUA
Molecule: messenger RNA, 6522 nt
Organism: Ruditapes philippinarum (Manila clam)
Lineage: Eukaryota; Metazoa; Mollusca; Bivalvia; Venerida; Veneridae
Product: flotillin-2-like
Exons: 9
Coding region: 88-1362 (424 amino acids)
Biological process (GO): protein localization to plasma membrane; regulation of myoblast differentiation
Cellular component (GO): plasma membrane
Source: RefSeq, a predicted model, not a curated record